Messenger RNA from Bathycoccus prasinos, 1815 nucleotides. RefSeq lists its product with no specific name. The transcript has a single exon. Lineage: Eukaryota; Viridiplantae; Chlorophyta; Mamiellophyceae; Mamiellales; Bathycoccaceae. Gene Ontology annotation, biological process: response to endoplasmic reticulum stress; protein folding. Gene Ontology annotation, molecular function: protein disulfide isomerase activity. Bases 1 to 1815 code for a protein of 604 amino acids. Gene Ontology annotation, cellular component: endoplasmic reticulum. The record is from RefSeq and is a predicted model, not a curated record.
AUGAAGAAGAGACCUAGGAGGAGAGCGAAGCCUAAACGGCUUCGAAACCCUUUCCUCCUCUUUCUCCUCCUCUUUCUCCUCUCGUCUUUCGGGGGGGAGUUCUUUUCGACGGCGAAAGAAAACGAAGGAGAAAGAGAAGGAGAACAGAAAAAACUCGUCGACCUGUUACCGUCCUCGAUUUUCUCGCGCUUCUCCGAGCGCGUGAAGAAAAAUCCGAGGUUUAAACUCAUCGUUUCCGUGUACGCGCCGUGGUGUGGGCACUGUAAAGUGCUCGAACCGGAACUUGUCUCCGCGCUGAAAAUAGUGCGAGAAGUAGAUGGCACGGACGAGACCGUCGUGGACGUGGUGAAAAUGAACGGAGACUUGAGGAAAUAUCCAAUUCGAGAGGAAAUGGAGCAGAGAGAAACGGAGGCGAGGAAAGCGUUUAAGAAAAAGUACGGGGUGAAGGGAUAUCCGACUUUAUUACUGCUGGAAAAGAAGAGCGACGAUGAGAGUAGUAGGAGUGGUAGGAGUAGGAGUGAAGAAGAAGAAGAAGAAGAAGAAGAAUUGUUCGUGGCGAAACAAUACAAAGGCAGUCGGAGUCAAGCCGCGCUGUUGAACUAUCUCCGUCGCGCGAGCGCGUCGGACGUCGCGACGUUCAAAGACUGGCGCGAGGCGCGAGAAUACGGGAAAUUGAGAGCGACCGAGUCGAACGCGAUGUUUUUUCACUUAAUGGUGAAUGGAGGGAGUUUAAAGAUUAAGAAAGCGUUCGACUCGGAGGCGAAGAAGAGGGAGAAUUUACAGGCGUGGUUCGGAGAAAGCGACGCGCCAAAGACGUUUGAGGAAACGAAUGCGUUUUUAGACGCGUUUCACGCGAAGCAAUUUCCGUGGAAGGAUAUCCAAAGCAAAGACGAAAGUUAUUCGGUUUUGUUAGCAGUGCACCCGAGAGUGCCCGGAGAUGAAGACGACGAUUCCUUAGUAUCGGAUGGUGAGAAUUAUAAGGCGUUUACGACCGAGGUUGUAUUGUGUAGAGUAGCGGAGGAGAAAGAGGAGGAGGAGGAGGAGGAGAAAAAGAAGAAGAAGAAGAGUUAUCGCGCGAACGACGCCGAUAUGAGCGAGACGAGUGGGUAUGAAAAUUCGUGCAACGUGUCUGCGUUUGUGCGCACCAGAAUCGUCGCCCCGUUAGCCAAACUCGAUCAAUCCGUCUUCAACAACAUCCUCGAUUUAGAUAGCCCGUCGGUAUUCCUGGUCGAAUCGGGAGGCGAUGCUAAAAUAGAAGCGUUCGCGAAGAAUGCUUACAAACUCGCGCUGAAACACCGCAAAAUAUCCUUCGUUCGCGUCGACGGCGACGAGUUAGGCCCUUGGCUCGAUAAGGAAAUGGCUUUCGGCCCUCUCGAAUCCUCCUUCCCUCUCUGUUUAGGAUACCACAAAAAAACCCACCGGAGUUGGUACGACCGAAAAUGGGAAACCAGGGGUAAUACCAUCGAAGAGUCGCUCGCCGUUUUCGUCGACAUGAACUUCGUGGAUAUCAAACGACUCCCGAAUUUCCUCCCGUCUAUGCCUCUUUUAGGUAAAUUGAAAAACAUCCACCACAGAGCGACGUUUAGAUUCUCCAACUCCUCCUCCCCGGUGCAACGAUUAGCCACGUAUUGGUGGUUGCUCGUCAUCGCGUUGAUCUUAUUCGUCUUGUGCUUCUCGUUCGCGUUGCAGUAUCAAAGAGAGGGUAAGUUCGACACGUCCAGCGAAGACGACAGUUCGGCAAAGUCCAGCGGCGAAGCCGAGAGGGCGGCGAAAGUAGAAGAGUCCGACGGGGACGAACCCAAGAAAACAAAGUGA